GAUGCGGAACUAUAUAAUACAAGAAUGAAAAGUAUGUCGGAAGCAUUUUUGUGACGCUCUCUUUCAUGGACGUUAGCUGACAAUCAAAAUACUGGAUUGAUGUUGGCCAAUUUGUCAGCCAUGAUGACCCAUGGGUUUAAGAGCAGUAAGCAAGACUUCACAUUCGGACCAUGGAAAGUGACUGCUGCAAAAACCCACAUCAUGAAAUCUAAGGACAUUGAACGGUUAGGGGAGGAGAUGCACAUGCCCUCGCUCCCAGAGAUGCUGUUUGGGGACAACAUUCUACGCAUCCAGCACACAGACGGUUAUGGUAUUGAGUUCAACGCCAUCGAUGCCCUCAAGAGGGUCAACAACAUGCAGGACUCUGUGAAAGUGGCCUGUGCACAGGAAUGGCAAGAGAGCAGGGCUGAUUCGGAACACUCCAAAGAGGUAGUAAAGCGCUACGACUGGACAUACACCACAGACUACAGAGGCACCUUGUUAGGAGAGGACCUGCAGAUGAGGGCGACAGAAACGUCAGAGCGCAUCGACAUGGAGAAGCUGAAGGCACGAGAGCAGAUCAUGUUCUUCGACGACGUGCUUUUGUUUGAGGACGAGCUGCACGAUCACGGCGUGUCCAUGAUCAGCGUCAAAAUACGAGUGAUGCCCACCAGUUUCUUCCUGCUUCUGCGGUUCUUCCUGCGAGUGGAUGGAGUUCUGAUCCGGAUAAAUGACACGCGGCUCUACCACGAGGCUGGAAAGAAUUACAUGAUCAGAGAGUUUAGUACUCGGGAAAGCAACAUUUCAGAAUUGCAGAACGUCCCUGCUGCUCUGUUCACUGACCCCAAUGAGAUCUCCAAGCACUUAACCCUGAAACUGACUAAGUGUGAAAAGCUGGAGCUCCCUGAGACAGGCCCUCAGCCAGGGGACACAGAGGCCCCCCAGUGAGGGAGAGCAGGCUGGGCCCUGUGACUGGACAUCACAUUCACUUGUGUCUGGACUUAAGACAAGGGCGGGCCAACCAAGGAAGCGUUUACCCUCCCUCUACUCUAUAACAAAAUACGUUUAGUGAAUUUUUUAAAAAUAAACCGAGAACACUG
Coregonus clupeaformis (lake whitefish) is the source of this 1079-nucleotide messenger RNA. RefSeq names its product TIP41-like protein. Gene Ontology annotation, cellular component: cytosol. The transcript is spliced from 8 exons. Lineage: Eukaryota; Metazoa; Chordata; Actinopteri; Salmoniformes; Salmonidae. Gene Ontology annotation, biological process: TOR signaling. The coding region runs from base 100 to 927 and encodes 275 amino acids. The record is from RefSeq and is a predicted model, not a curated record.